UGACGCCGCGUGCGCUUUUUAUAGCAAGCCGCCGUCGGCACCUUUUGAAUCGACUUGUUUCUAUGGUAUCAUUUGUUUUAUACUAUCUUUAAUAAAAUACCCCCUUUAAAAGUAAAUUUAGUAAUUGAUAUAAUUUAGCAAAAUACUUUACAAUGGAAGGCGAAGAUAAUAGCGAAAAUGAGUUGUAUGAAGUGGUUCCAAAGAAAAUGAAAACAGAAUGGUCUAAAAGCUAUUCCAACAAAGCUAUGGAAAUGAUGAAAAAAAUGGGAUACGAAACUGAUAAAGGUUUAGGUAAACAAAGUCAAGGACGUCUCGAACCUAUUGUUGCGUUUCAACAGGAUGGUAGACGAGGAUUGGGUUUAAAACAUGAGUCUGUACAGCACCAAGGAGAACACUGGGAUCCAAAUAUUGAAAAGAUAACUGUACCUGAAGUUGUUUCCUGGAUUUCUUCAAGUAACAAUUUUACACAAAGUAUCCAACAAUUAAUGUGCUGGAUAAGUUUUGGCGAACGCAAGGAAACUUUAGAUGAUGAAACAUUAUUUGUUGAACCUGAAAUUUUAAAUGCUAUUUUAGAAGCAAAGACUGUGUUUGACAAACUCAAUGAAAAUGAAUUGAGGAAAGCUAGAUCUCGAAGUAAUCCAUUCGAGACAAUUCGAAGUUCUAUUUUCCAAAACAGAGCAGCAGUAAAAAUGGCUAAUAUUGAUUCAAUGUUGGAUUUUAUGUUUACAAAUCCUAAAGAUAAAAUGGGGAAUUCUCUUAUACACGAUAAUGAUCUUUUGUACUUUGCUGAUAUUUGUGCAGGUCCUGGAGGAUUUUCGGAGUAUAUAUUGUAUAGAAAAUCAUGGGAAGCAAAAGGAUUUGGGUUUACACUUCGAGGGGCAAACGAUUUUAAGUUAGAUAAAUUUUCAGCAGGAUCACCUGAAUCAUUUGACCCAUUCUAUGGUAUACAAGGGGAUGGUGAUGUUUAUGUGGAAGCAAAUCAAGAUUCAUUCGCUAGCUAUAUAUUUAAACAUUGUGAAGAAGGCGUUCAUUUCGUUAUGGCAGACGGUGGAUUUUCAGUUGAAGGUCAAGAAAAUAUUCAAGAGAUAUUAUCAAAACAGCUUUAUUUAUGUCAAUGUCUCACAGCUCUUAAAAUUUUAAGGUGCAAUGGAAGUUUUGUUUGCAAGCUAUUCGAUAUUUUUACGCCGUUUAGUGUAGGUCUGGUAUAUUUAAUGUAUCAGUGUUUCGAAGAAAUAGCAAUAAUAAAACCAAAUAGCAGCCGUCCCGCCAACUCGGAAAGAUAUUUAGUAUGUAAAUGGAAAAAAUCCGACACGGAAGUUAUAUGUAAAUACUUAAAUUUAAUCAAUAACCAUAUAAACAAACAAAGCGACCGAGAUGUGUUAGAAAUUGUAGAUUUAGAUGUCAUUAUGCAAGACGAAGAUUUUUUUAAAUAUAUAAAAGAAUCCAAUAAUUUAAUAGGUAGCAAUCAAAUAAUUGGAUUGAAAAAAAUAUCAGCAUAUUGUAAUAAUCCACUAUUAAAAGAAACUAGGCAAACUGAAUUUCGAAAAAAGUGCUUAGAACUUUGGAGAUUACCUGACAAAUUACGACAGGCUCCUGAGAAUAAAUCAGUUGAAAAGUUUCUAGAAGAAUUUCUAAAUAAUUGGUACGAAGAUAAAGUAUGGUUUAAUUCUACUCCUGUCGAGUUAGUAUCUUCAUCAAUGCUAAACAAAUGGAUAGAAAGCAUACAUGAUUGGUAUUUUGUACCAAUAGGGCGAGGAGAAACAAGUGCGAACGCUUGUAGCUUUUUUAUUUGUACAACAAGAGGAAAAUUGCUUAGGUACACCGAUAUGAAAAAGUGGGAACCAGUGGAAUAUAUGUUUGAAUUAUCUCCAAAAUCUUUAUUUUAUGGAGAACUUGUAUUUGAAUAUAAUGGCGAAGGAAGAACACAAACUAGAACAUGCAGUUUACACAUAAUUGAUGCAAUUAUGUUAGGUGGUAAGGAUGUAAGAAGAUUAAGGUUAAAUGAACGUUUAUCAAUGUGUACAAAGUUUGCAAAGAGUAUAAAUAAGCCAUAUAAAGAAGGCGGUGUAUCAUUACUUCGCUGUAAAAGGCUUUUCAAAUUAGAAGAUAUUGAUGAAUUCUUUGGCACGAUGCGUCAUUACAGAUUAAAGGAUGGCGCUCAACGUCUUGGAAUAUCAUUAAAUGAUACGGAUACAAAAUUUUUUGUUCCUGGUGGAAUACUAUUGUUUUGUGAAAUAUGCCAUUAUUUUUUCUCGAUAAUGUCAAAAUCGCAAAAUAUGCUGUACUACUAUAACAAAACUAGAAACGCAUCUUAUUAUAAAAAUAAUAUGCCUGAUGAAAUGCAAAAUAUAUUGUACGCUUCUUUUCGAAAUAGUUUUAUAAGGCGACUACUUUGGAAAUGGACGAAUACAUAUCAAGUCGAAGAAAGAAGUAAUAAAGUGGAUGAUCAUAUUUUAUACAGAGAUGAUUUUAUACAAUACAUUGUACGAAAACGAAAUAUGUAAAUUUUACAAAACGAAUAACUAUUUUAAAGAUAGUUCUUCAUAUUAUAACAUUAUUUAUUUUUUAAAUUCA
Messenger RNA from Lucilia sericata (common green bottle fly), 2574 nucleotides. RefSeq names its product cap-specific mRNA (nucleoside-2'-O-)-methyltransferase 1 (gene Cmtr1). The transcript is spliced from 2 exons. Gene Ontology annotation, cellular component: nucleus; cytoplasm. The coding region runs from base 153 to 2504 and encodes 783 amino acids. Gene Ontology annotation, molecular function: nucleic acid binding; methyltransferase cap1 activity. NCBI's taxonomy places the organism in Eukaryota, Metazoa, Arthropoda, Insecta, Diptera, Calliphoridae. Gene Ontology annotation, biological process: 7-methylguanosine mRNA capping. The record is from RefSeq and is a predicted model, not a curated record.